Molecule: messenger RNA, 1356 nt
Organism: Lichtheimia ornata
Lineage: Eukaryota; Fungi; Mucoromycota; Mucoromycetes; Mucorales; Lichtheimiaceae
Exons: 1
Coding region: 1-1356 (451 amino acids)
Biological process (GO): SCF-dependent proteasomal ubiquitin-dependent protein catabolic process
Cellular component (GO): SCF ubiquitin ligase complex
Source: RefSeq, a predicted model, not a curated record
AUGCUGUUAUCUACAGAGUUGAUUGAGCUUGUUGCUCAAAGCUGUGAUUCCAUUCAAGAUAGGGCUAGGCUUGCAACGCUCAAUAGGAAAUGGCAUGCAGCAUGUGUACGUUCGUUGUUUCAAAGGGUGGUGAUUCAUAGCCCUCGCCAGUGUGCAGCAUUUUUCAGGCACCUUGAUGACUUUUACAAGCGAGGAUGGCUUUCCUAUGUGCAUCAGCUUGACCUAUCUAGUUUUACAGCAAGGGGAUCUGGAUGGACCGAAGCACAAGCAAACGAGCUGAUAUGUCCAAAGAGGAUGGGAAAACUUCUUGGUGGAUGUACACGAGUGCGUGAGCUCUAUGUGGGCGAGCAGGUGAUGUCGGCCUUUGUUGAUCCAGAUGUAUUACGGGUCGUCUUUCUUCAAUGCUCUCGGCUACAAGUACUCGAUUUUUGUGGAUGCUGCGAUGCCAAAUUUGCUGGUGCAAUGACCAAAGUCAUUGAAGAAGAGCCAAAAAAGAGGAUCGAUUCGCUUCAUUCGGCGUCUUUUUAUAUGUGCAUGUCGUUAAAACAAUCCUCGUUCUUUAUACCCUUCUUCAAGAAGACCACAAGACUUGUUCGGCUCGACUUGUCACAUUCACGGAUCACCAGUGAUUUGUUUACCCACAUUGAUCCUACAGCACUCACCCAUCUCAGUUUGCAAGGUUGCCAUGGCAUCACCUGUUGCAAUACUCCCUUGGUUCCUUUCUUGCAUCGUGCCACUGCCCUUGUGGAGCUUAACUUGACAAUGGCUUUUAAUGGUAUGCCAACGUCUCAAUUCUGUUCCUUUUGUCUGGUGCGCAUUCUACAAGCUAUUGGAUCCAACAUGCCGUUCUUACAUACUUUGCAUCUGGGUGGCCAUAUUCAUCUUGACGACGGCGUCCUUUCACAUUUACAAUCAUCCACACUUUAUCGCCUUGCGCGACUCUCGCUUGCAAGCUCGCCAUCCAUCACCCUUUAUGGUUUAUUAACGCAUGUCAUUGACCGUGCACCUAAGCUAUACUACCUGAAUAUUGCAGAUACCCCAUUGGCUCUCGACUUUACAAAGUAUUUAAUGAUGCUUCUAGAGCGAUGCAACAAUAUCCAAGUCAUAGAAGUGGGCAAUGUAACGGACAACUACGUUAGAGGUGAUCAUCCAAAGGAAUGGCAAAGCGUUUGGUCUCUCAUAACCCAUGGGCGACGCACCUACUACAGCCGUGCUCAUGCUACUACUACCACCAACAAAGAUACCUCCUCAUCAUCCGCAUUGAUGGAUCCUCGUUUUGUAUGCUCCAACAAGCUACCAAUGACAAAUUGUAUACCUGAUUCACCCAUGCUCAAGUACUGGUGCUAUUCUUAUUAG